AGCUGUCAGUUAGCCUACGCUGUAAACAGCCCAACCGCCCCGCUAGGAUGCUCGCUCGGUUCUCUCCGGCUUUACUCCCCAUUUACCCGGGUUAAACCUACACACAGCUAGUCGCUCCAGUCCCAGAACAACAGCCGAACCGAACCGACCCGAGCUAACCGUCCGAGUCCGGCAUGAAUGAGACGGAGGGGCUCCGGUUCCGGCGCGUGCACCGACCGCAGGUCAUCACCGACGAGCUGCCAGAGAACCGUUCAAAAGGAUCCGGGACGUACAGCGGGAAGGUUUUCAAGGUGACGCUCAUCUCUCUGGGCUGCUUCCUGCUUCUUCCUCUCCUGGUCAUCAUCCUCAUCAUCGAGUCUCCCAUCCACCCAGAGGUGUUCAGUCUGAAGGAGCCCCCCCUGAUGAAGGGCUGCUGGGAGCCCAACCUCAAGCUGAGAGACGCUCAGAGACUGUUUGAGGACCAGAUCACCGGACCAGAGUCCAUCGCCAACAUCGGAGAUGUUCUGUACGCUGGAACAGCUGACGGGAAGAUUGUGAAGCUGGUCGGUCGGAGAAUCAUCACAGUGGCGAGACUCGGGAAGCUUCCCUGUGGUGAGAAACUCUCUCACACACACACACACACACACACACACACACACACACACACAGUGUGGGAUGUUGGGAUCUCUGUGGUCGAUCCUUUUGGAGCUCCAUGCCUCAUGCCCUCCGUGUUCCGUCUUGGUUCCAUCUUUCCACUGUCCACUGUGGCUCCACAUUGCUCACCUCUGCCUCUCCUAGUACUCACCUCUGCCUCCUGGUGCUCCACCUCUACCUCUCCUAGUGCUCUACCUCUGCCUCUCCUGCUAACAGUUGUUGUUGUUGUUGUGUGUUGUCAGCAUGUGUGUGUACUAACAGUUGUUGUUGUUGUUGUGUGUUGUCAGCAUGUGUGUGUACUAACAGUUGUUGUUGUUGUUGUUGUCAGAGUGCUGGAGUACGACACCGAGACCCGAGAGCUGACCGUGCUGAUGGAGAACCUCCGUUUCCCAAACGGCAUCCAGCUGCUUCCUGACGAGGAGUCGGUCCUGGUGGCCGAGACCACCAUGGCCCGGAUACGCAGGGUCCACGUUGCCGGUCUGAACAAAGGCGGGAUGGACACGUUCAUCGACAACCUGCCCGGUUUCCCCGACAACAUCCGGCCGAGCUCCAGCGGAGGCUACUGGGUGGCCAUGUCGGCCGUGAGGCCCAACCCCGGCUUCUCCAUGCUGGACUUCCUCUCCCAGAGACCCUGGAUCAAGAAGUUCAUCUUCAAGGUACAAAGAGACACAGAGAGAGACUCACAGAGACAG
Messenger RNA from Perca fluviatilis (European perch), 1325 nucleotides. RefSeq names its product adipocyte plasma membrane associated protein (gene apmap). The record is from RefSeq and is a predicted model, not a curated record. NCBI's taxonomy places the organism in Eukaryota, Metazoa, Chordata, Actinopteri, Perciformes, Percidae. Gene Ontology annotation, molecular function: strictosidine synthase activity. The transcript has 8 exons. Gene Ontology annotation, biological process: biosynthetic process. The annotation marks the transcript as partial.